Messenger RNA from Didymella exigua CBS 183.55, 1940 nucleotides. RefSeq lists its product as uncharacterized. Gene Ontology annotation, molecular function: protein binding. The record is from RefSeq and is a predicted model, not a curated record. The coding region runs from base 56 to 1882 and encodes 608 amino acids. Lineage: Eukaryota; Fungi; Ascomycota; Dothideomycetes; Pleosporales; Didymellaceae. The transcript has 2 exons.
UUCAAGUCCAACCACCAAGCUCUCUCAACGCCUACACACAGCGCCAACACGGCCAAUGCCACCGCGUCCCUUUGUCAACGACGCGCUCUGGCGCUGUCUCUGCCCCGGCUUCCCUCCCCAUGCCACCGCCGCCCACCUAGCACGCGCCGCAGCGCCAACGGCCGAUAGCUUCGUGUCCAAACGCAGCUCCCGACUGCAAUGUCAGCGCAGCUACAGCGCCGCCGCGCAGGUGUCGCCCUUUUUCGCACAGCCGCACGUCCCGCCGCCAGGCACACGGUCGCAGUUCGCGAUGCAGCCACGCAACGCCAAGGAGAAGACGCCGCUCGUGCACCUCCCCACGCACACGCUGUACGAAGACGUGCGGCACGCGGGCGCUAAGGGCAGCUUCGAUGAAGUGAUGCGCAUCUGCAGGGUGCUCAUCCAGGACCGCGGUCAGCGGCCCGAUCCCGCCAUGUACGCCGCGAUACUGCACAGUCUCACGAGCAGCACGGACGGCACGGCGGGGAAGGUUCGGUCCGUGCUGGAGGAGAUGGGGUUUUGGAGCGACAAGGCCGCGGCGGAGGGGGUGGAGACGGUCGAGCUCGAUGUCAGAGGGUGCGAGAACGUGCUGCAGGCGCUCGCGGUGCAUCCGGACUACCUGCUGCGGGCCGAGGUGCUGGAGUACAUGCGCGAGAAGUGGUUCGCGCUCAGCGACCGCGCGCAGUGCUUUGUUGUCGCGGGGCUGCUGCGCGAGCGACUGUUUGAACAGGCGCUGGACAUGCUGGAGGACAUGUGUCGGAAGGAGGCGCGGGUGGACGAGUGGCUGUGGAGCGAGGCCAUGUGGCUGCUGCUGGAGUUUGGCGAGGUCGAAGAGGCCUUCUACGUGCUGGGGCUGAAGGCGAGCGUCUCGGACGCCGCGACGGCGGGCGCGGCGUGCGGCGUGAAGCUGAGCCAUGCGCUGUGGAGUGCGUUGCUCGAUGCUGCCGCGCACCAACAGCUGCACGAUGCGGCGCGCACAGUCUGGACCACGCAGGUCCAGCCCGGCUACCUCAACCCGCCGACCGGCACGUGCGUGUCCGUCCUCUCCGUCGCCGCGCGCCACGGCGACGUGCACCUCGCGACCGACGUGUUCCGGGUGCUCACGGCGCGCGAGACGGUCUUCACGACGCACCACUACGAGCUGCUCAUCGCGACGUACCUCAAGGCCGACGCCCUCUCCGACGCCCUCGCCGUCAUGCUCAUCAUGACCGACGCCAACCUCAAAGUCGACGCCGGCACCUGUCACCCGCUGUACUCGUACCUUGUCCACGCGCCGGCCCCACGGCCAACAAAAACACUCAGCGCCUCCGGCUCGGAAACAGAGGAGCAACUCAGCAUGCCCGUCCACGCCUUCACGCUCCUCCAAUCCCUCGAAGCACAGGGCCGCAAGAUCCCCACCGCGGCCGCAAACUGCUGCAUCCAGGCCAGCAUCGCGCUGGACGCGCUGCCAGACGCGCUCUCCAUGUACAAAGCGCUGCACACGGUGUGCGCCACGGGCCCCAACACAUCAACGUUCAACCUGCUGUUCCGGGGAUGCGCACAAUCCGCGCGCAAGGAGCUGGCCAUGCACCUCGCGACCGAGAUGAUGGCGUUGAACCUGCAACCGGAUCGCAUCACGUACGACCGGCUGAUUCUGGUGUGCGAGCAGACGGGGCAUUUGGAUGAUGCUGUUAAUUACUUUGAGGAGAUGCGCGGUAUGGGUUUGAGGCCGAGGAGGGGGACGUACGAGCGGUUGAUGAAUGCGCUUGUGGAUCGUGACGAUGAGCGGUGUGUUGCUGUGCUGAGGGAUUAUCGGGAGAGUGGGGAGGUUGUGAGUCGGGUUGAGCAGCGGGUCAGGAGGCGGUUUGUGGUUGGGGAUGUGUAGACUCGGCCAUGUAUUACAACUCAUGAUGCCAAUACAUUACAACUCACGAUGCUAAUAU